Molecule: messenger RNA, 4797 nt
Organism: Cydia fagiglandana
Lineage: Eukaryota; Metazoa; Arthropoda; Insecta; Lepidoptera; Tortricidae
Gene: p130CAS
Product: breast cancer anti-estrogen resistance protein 1
Exons: 11
Coding region: 390-2153 (587 amino acids)
Biological process (GO): cell migration; cell surface receptor protein tyrosine kinase signaling pathway
Cellular component (GO): cytoplasm; plasma membrane
Molecular function (GO): protein binding
Source: RefSeq, a predicted model, not a curated record
GUGCGAACCGAACGUCAGGGAGGCUGUGUCUCGAGCCGGGCAACGUGCGUGGGGUAGAGCUGCGCGCGGCUCACCGCGUCAGUCGCACGCUACCGCCUAUCGGAGCGGGCGCCUUCACGACUGCGUCGCGCAUUUUUAUACACACCGUUCGAAAUUUUCGAUCAUUAUACACAACAGUGCUUCCGUUUUCUAACUUUAUAUUGAAUGGAUUUACAAGGAUUACGAGUGGAUUUGAUGCUUGAGAAUUUUUGAGUGGUGAAAAAUUUUCGGAAAAGUGUUUUUCUUGUUUGUGGCGGGCGGGCGGAGAGGGCGCGUGCCCGGAGCGCCUGGUCGGUGGAUGGUGCGGCGCGCGCGGGCGCCGGGGCGCGGCCGGCGGCGCCGCUAGCAAAAUGUCGAUACCCCUAGGCCGGGAGACUGUGCUCCCCACGCAGUGCAUGGCGCGAGCGUUGUACGACAACAUAGCGGAGUCGCCCGACGAGUUGGCGUUCCGGCGCGGAGACCUGCUGACCGUACUGGAGCAGAAUACGGGCGGCAGCGAGGGCUGGUGGCUAUGCUCGCUCAGAGGACGCCAGGGAAUAUGCCCGGGCAACCGCCUGCGCAUUGUAGCGGGCGUAUUUGACGCAAGUGCGGCGUUGCAGCGGCGGCGCGCGCGCACCCCCGCGCCUGUUGCGCAUCAACCGAUGCCGGCGCAGCAGUCGCCGGCGUUUACUAAGAUAGAAGAAUGCUCACAUUACGAUGUGCCUCGCGCGCCCAUGCCAGUGCAGAGAAUUGGGAACUAUGACUCCCCAAGGCCCAUCGGUGACUGGUAUGACGCCCCGCGCGCGCCCCGCCCCGCCAGCGCAGACUCAGCUUGCAGCGGCACUGGCUCCCUCACAUCGGCCACAUCCAGCGCCUCCGCCAACUCGGGAAGCUCCGCACACUCGAGCACGUAUGACGUGCCGCGGUCGCGCGCCCUGCCGCUGCCCUGUGACGCAGCGCUUGAGGCUUUGGAGAGAUUACAGGAGGAAGCGUCAGCGGCCGUGUCGCGUCUGCUGUCAUACGUGACGCCGGGCUGGCGGCGGCGCGGCGCGCUGCGCCCGCGCGUGCUCGACGUGCGCGUGGCGGGCGCGCGCCUGCGCGCCGCGCUGCACGACCUCGCUGUCUUCGCGGACGCCACGCUCGCCAACGCGCAUGAUGCGCAGGAUAAAGGCAUCGCAGUAAAGCUACGGCCACUAGUAAAAGCCCUGAAGGACGCGGAGCGCAUAACGCACGAGGCGACGUCAGCGCUGGACGCGGGCGACUGGGCGCCCGAGCGGUUAGAACGCGAGCGAGAACCAACAGACGGGACGCAAGACGCGCUGGACCAGCUGGUGGCCUGUGCGAGGUCCUUGACAGAGGAUGUGAGGCGAGCAGCUUCGUUUAUACAUGGGAAUGCGUCGCUAUUAUUCAGGCGGUCAGCAGGCACAGUUCCAGAACACGAAUGGACGGAAGAAUACGAUUACGUCCGCCUAGAAUCGCGUACGGCGGUGGGGCGGCGGAACGCCGAAAUCCGCGCUGCGUUACCCGACAAGCUACGGGCGUCGUUCGACGCGCUUGUGAGGGAUGCCGACCACGCUGGCGAGGUCAGCGCAGUAGCAGCAGCGACGCGCCUGCCCGCCGACGACCGUCAACUCGCCGCGUUCUACGCCGCACAGGCGGCCACGUACGGAGCGCACCUCGCCACGGCCGUCGAAGCAUUCUUACGGACUGUUGAGAUGGGGCAACCGCCUGACGUCUUCCUCGCGCAUGGCAAGUUCGUCGUGCUUAGCGCGCACCGAAUCGUUCACGUUGGGGAUACGGUCCAUCGGAGCGCCCAACACGCCGGCUUAAAGUCGCGAGCCCUCCGAUGUUCCGACGCGCUGUCAGACGCGCUCGCCGCCACCGUCGCCAAGACCAAAUCCGCUGCUCAACAGUUCCCUUGCGCCAGCGCCGUGGCGGAGAUGGCCGAGGCUGCCCGAACGUUAGCCGCAAGAGCUCAAGAGUUAAGGCGGGUUUUGGUUCGCGCCGCUGACCCGCCCGCUGACACGCCGCUGACCCCCGCGACGGCCGUCGCCCCCUCCGCACCCACCACCCCUCUGACGCCCUGCACGCCGCACAACCCUAACCCACCUUCAUUGGCCACUCUACAGAUAUAAUAGUAGAAAUGAACAAUUCUUUUGAAGGAAACUAAAGCCAGUGACGUCCUUGUGAAUGUGAAGUACCAGCGGAGCCAUUUGGGGUGUACGACGGACGGUUCUUUUGAACGUUAGGCUGUGAAUAAUAUCACGUUGGCUAUGUUGAAAGCGUUUCGGUGUUGAAUUAAAGACAAUUGUAUGUAAAGCUUAUACAAGUUUAACAUAAUCUGCUGCGCAGGUCUUGAUGUUUGGUAUUAAAUAUUUCGCCUCUAUUUGAGGUUGACGGCCCGAUACCUAUAGUGAACUAUGCUAAAAGGUACGGUGCAUAUGGUGUUAAAGUUAAAACGCGUCGGUACCUACAUAAGUUAUGUAAGAAAACUAGAAAAAUCAAGGCACACUUAUUAUUGAUCAAGGAGUUUAACGAAUCAUUACCAAAGAAUUGUCAAGAUAGUACCCACGUAGCUACAAAAUGUAAACACGACUGCCAUAAUGACGACGAAAUAGUUGUAUUUAAUGUUAGCAUAAAUAUGAUCUACUUACAAUAAAUUAAAGGCUGCCAUUAGUAAUUUAUAGGGUUCCGAUAGUUACCCUGCUAUACAAAGACGCUCAAGGUAAUCAGGUGAGGUAAUGACAACGCAAUUCGAAUGGACGUUAUAAUAGCAGUUGUAAAGUGACGUAUAAAUAAUUCUGAGACAGACGUCUAAACUUGUGAUAACUUACCUCUGAUAAGUCAGAUUCAUAAUAGCUGAACUCGUAACUACCUAAAGUUUUAUAUUGAGCUUUUUUGAGCUAAGGAGCCAUAACGAAAAACUAUUGUGAUGUCAAUUUAUUGACAUUUUUUAUCUAAAGGCCUUUGGUGUUAUCACAUGUUUAUCGAGAAGACAAUUUGCGUGGUGGUUUUAUAUAAAGCCCGCUCCACACUCUUGCGCGAACGCAGCACGAAGCCGCGAACGCGAGUGUGGAGUCGAUUUCGCAGAUCUGGAGCGCGCUAAAGAAGAGACAGUACUAAUCGACUAUCGGGAUCCUACUCGGAUCAACGUAGUUUGUAUGCCUCGGCGAAUUUAUUUAAACGACACGGAUGUCAACUAUAAGGUUUUUAUUGCUGGAUGCUCAUUUGCAGUAGUGAGUUGAGUUGUCCGUCCAGGUUUUAUACAAUUUUGCAUCAGCUAGUUACGACUUUUAGAUUGUGUACGUGUGAAAGUGUACUUUAUGCCGGAGGCAUAACGUUUCUUUUCUAACGAUCGGAUGGUUGUCAUAUCUUAAUUAUUAAUAUCAUAAGUAUAAUAUCAUUGCACAAUUUUAUGUCAGUUUUUGAUAUUAUACUGCUGGGCCCUAAUUUAUAAACCAAUUACAAUUUUACAAGCACUGUCAAGCGCUGACAAGAAAAUUGUAACUUGUAGCUUUACUAAAUAGGGUCCUGGGGCCCGUUUAUCAAAAGCUUGUAACUUGUAACACAAGUGGAAGUCCCUUUCUAACAAAAGCUUUAAAAAAGUGACAUCUGCUUGUAUUACAAGUUACAAGCUUUUGAGAAAGCUGGUGCUGUUUUUUCUUGUUGGUGCCAUGUUUAUGUUGGAAGACUAAAGGUCGGUUGCACCAAACUGUUACGAACGUUAAAGAGUUCGCUAAAUUUUUAUGUAUGGAAAGUUUCAUAGUAAAGGCGCGGGGCGCGCCGGCUGACGAUGAUCAGUCUGUCAAAUGUGGUUGGUGCAACUGGCACUUAAUAAUAUAUACGUGAAUAAGACUAUGAUUUGUUCUGAAAGAACAAGAAUGUUCCUGUAACUUGCCUCACGAGUCAGCGUGCUAAUAUAACCGGUAUAUGGUAGCUAAAAUCCAGUGGCUAGCGGACAAGCAACCACCUCUUACGAUCGCGAUUGACUCAAAUCAUUAUAAUACGCUCAAACUAUAAAUGUAUUAUGUUAAAUGAGUCCUUUGGAGUCUUAACACUGAAAUCGUCAUUCCACACGGAUUAAGAAUCUGCCUUUUUAUGGUAUCUGAUAUUCUGCUAUGAAUCUAGCAUUAACCAUAGACAAUAAUUAGAGACCAUAGAUAUUUAGAUUCCUAAUUUAAGAUGCGUGUGGGAUAGCUCUUACACAAUUUGGUAUGAGUCAGAAGUUGAAAGAUUCCACGUAUUGAAAAAAAACGUAUUUAACUGAUUUGCAAGACCGAAGUGAUCCCAUAAGUGUUCCGUAAACAAAGUUUUGUACGGAACACUAACUAGGGUAACCUAUCCUAAAAUAAGUCAUCUUUUCACAGUAAUUUUGGUAAUAACGACCGAUACCGAGAGAGUGGCUAAUUUUAAGGCAGGUUACCCGAAUGUUAGUGGAAAAUUUAUUGUUAUAUUCAUAACUCCUUUGGACUCUAAAGCUUGUCACAUAGACUCGUGGCUCAUUACUUAAUCUUUACACUACUACAAUAGCAUUGUGUAUGUAUGUAUGUACUUACGUUUUGUACUUUAUACAUAAACAUACUAGAUAGAAGUAGUCUAUGUAAAAAGCAUGUUGUAAAUUAGCAAUGUGUAAUAUAUUUCAAAUAGGUGUCGUAGUUUAGUUAGUUAUAGAUGGAAAUUGUACAAAUGCAUAUUUAAAAAAUAUUAAUUUUAAUAUUGAAUUAUAAUUUAUCAUCAUGUAAAAUGCAAUUAAGUAAAAUAUACAAAUUUUCGUAUCUA